CUCCCUCCACGGUCGCUGCUGCGCUCCACGCUCCGUGACUGAACCGGAGACGAGGCGUGGACGGGGGUCGUGGAAGCUCGUGCAGCGGGAAAAAUUCGGGGCACCGUGGACUCGAUGCGAUUCCAGCCGCUGUAGUAGUUAUAGAGUAGUGCAGGAGGAGAGUGGGGGGGAGCUGUGCGUCGAGCUGGACCGCAUGUGCUUCUCCUCCUCCGUGUGCGCCUGGAAAACUUGCGCUGCAGAAGAGCAAAACAAACGAGGAGCGGACUGACUAUAAAUAACCCUUUUCACCUUCGCUAUUUUGCGACCCCAUCCCGCGCUCUCACGUGCCUGUCCUGAGGAGAGCAGCGGCGGCGGAGCCUGGAGAUGUUUGAAUCCCCUCGCCGAGCAAGCACAAGCCCCCGCUAGAGAGGAAAAGUUCAAGCCGCCACUAUGGAGAGUCAAUCCAGCGAGCAGCCGAGCUGCGAGGACGUGCGCAAGAGCGGCUACCUCCGCAAGCACAAGUCCAUGCACCGGCGCUACUUCGUGCUCCGCGCCGCUUCGGAACGUGGUCCGGCCCGUCUGGAGUACUACGAGAGCGAGAAGAAAUUCCGUGGGAAGGCCCCCGUGCCCAAGAAAGCCGUGGCCCUGGAGACCUGCUUCAACAUCAACAAGCGCGCGGACGCCAAGAACAAGCACAUGAUCGUGCUCUACACCCGGGCCGAGAGUUUCGCCAUCGCCGCGGAGAACGAGGCGGACCAGGACGAGUGGUACCAGGCCAUGGUGGAGCUCCAGUGCAAAAGUAAGAACCCAACAGACGGUGGAGCCGCAGGAGACUAUGGUGUGCCAAAUCCUGGGCCUGCAUUCAAGGAGGUGUGGCAGGUUAAAGUGUGGCCGAAAGGCUUGGGUCAAGCGAAGAACCUGGUGGGCAUCUACCGCCUUUGCCUAACUGACAAGACGGUCAACUUUGUGAAACUCAACUCUGACGCCGCUGCAGUGGUGUUGCAGCUAAUGAACGUCAGGCGCUGCGGCCAUUCAGAAAACUUCUUUUUUGUUGAAGUGGGCCGCUCUGCUGUUACAGGUCCAGGAGAGUUCUGGAUGCAGGUGGAUGAUUCCGUGGUGGCCCAAAACAUGCACGAGACUUUGCUGGAAGCCAUGAAAGCGUUGAGUGAAGAGUUUCGCCAACGGAGCAAAUCCCAGUCAAACUCAGGUCCUGGAGGAGGAGCAACUGCCUCCAACCCCAUCAGUGUUCCUUCACGCCGUCACCACUCUAACCCUCCUCCCAGCCAAGUAGGCUUCGCCCGCCGGCCUCGAACAGAGCCACCUGCUGGAACUAAUAAUGUAGCAGGUGUAAACAGUGCCAAUGCAUCUCCGACUUCAAGACACAGCUAUUCUCGAUCUCGCACUGCGAGUGAUGGAGGUAAAGUUGAAGAGGGGGUGGCAGGAACUACUCCGCUUCCUGGAAUGAGUUCUAGUCCAUCCAUUAACAGUUCUUGCUCCACCACCCCAAUACUCAGGUCAAAAUCAGCCCGUUCAGCCCCCACUACUGCCACCAAAACUCCUAUUGGGCUAAUGCGCUCCAUCUCGACUCCAGCACCGUCUCCCGCCCCUAGUCUUUCCUCAAGCUCUGGUCAUGGGUCUGAGUUUGGAGGCAUAUCAUCUUCGUCCACUAUUGCAGGAUCUAGUGCUUAUAGUCGUGUUCCUUCACAUCGGGCCUCAGUUUCUGGGUCACCCAGUGAUUAUGGCUCCUCAGAUGAAUAUGGCUCAAGUCCAGGAGAUCACACACUUCUCCCGUCACCCAGCCUUCCAGGAAGUUCGGUGGGUAGUGCAGGAAGUCAGUCCCUUGGAGAGGAAGGUGCCAAUUAUAUUUUAAUGGGCCACCGUAGUGGUGCUGUCAGUGGUGGUAGUAAUUCAGGAAACUUGACCUCCAGCUCUUUGCCGUCUCCUGGUACUCCUGUCUCUGGCUCACUGACCCGGAGAGUUCUACGACGUUCAUCUAGUCGAGAGUGUGAAGCUGAACGCAGAUUACUAAGCAAGCGAGCUUCUUUACCUCCCAUGGCCCUUGAAAGGUUGGCACCACGUCAACGCAGAGGGGAAGAGCCUGCUGAAGAAGAGGCUGCGGACUAUGCCAUCAUGUCAAGGAGCAUUAGCCGUGAAUCUUUCUCUUCCACGUCUUCCUCCACACAAAGGGACUCUGUCUCAGGAGUGGUAUCCUCUUCUGGAGGAAGCGGUGGCGGGUACCUGGAUGUGGCAGGGGAGUUCAAAAAUGAUAAUAUUACAGGGACUGCUGUUAAUGUGGAUUUGGGUGUGGACAACGGCUACAUGUCGAUGCUACCUGGAGUGACUCAGACUCCAGGAACACUUUCCCAGUCCGUGGCAGUCUCCGUUCCUGAUUCAGAGCCCAAAUCUGGUGACGAUUACAUGGCGAUGACCCCUAACAACAGUGUGUCACCUCCACAGCAAAUUCGGCCUCUGCCAACUUCUGAUGGAUAUAUGAUAAUGUCUCCAAACAGCAGUUGCUCACCUGAUCAUCGAGGAGGCCUAGCUGGAGGGCCCUGGAUCGGCAGUGGCAGCUCAGAGAGCAGGGCAGGCAGUGACUAUAUGAACAUGUCACCAAUCAGUUCAAGGUCUGCAAAUGGUAGUCCCCCCCCUUCAGAGCACUCAAGUCAUUUGGAAAAUGGUUCCCAACAGCAAGUGCCAAAAAUGGUAUAUUCCUACUACUCUCUGCCACGGUCAUAUAAACACAAUCCCUCCUCGCGACAUUUUGACGAAGGCCGUGGAAGAAGGGCAAAUGGGACUAAUGGUAGAGGACUGAGUGGCGCCAAGACUCUUGGGCAUCCAGAUCAACUGCCUUGUAGCAACUCAAAGACAGGACGUCAACCGCCACUUUCCUCUUCUUCACAUUCCUCAAGCUCUGCCAGCAAUGAAAGCCUAGGAGAGAGUGAGGACACUGCCAACCAAUCAGUGGGUGCAGGGACCGGUGGAUGCAAGGACGGUAAUAAGCUACAGCAGAGACGCAGUUCUAGUAGUUUGUCAAACACUAGAAACAGACCGGUCAGCUUAUUUGUGGAUGUGUCUAAGGCGAACACACUUCCCCGGGUCCGUGAAAACCCCCUGCCUCCAGAACCUAAAAGCCCUGGAGAGUAUGUCAGCAUUGAGUUUAAGGGAGGAAAGAAUGCCCAACCUGGCUUUGCGGGAGGACAAGGUAGGGCUCCUAAGCCUGGCCACUCUCUUCCUCAAGGCAGUCAGAACUCUCAUCAAAAACCCAACACCAGUGUUGGGAACCUAAUUCCGCUUUCCCGCAGUCCAUCUGCUCCCAUCCCUCCUUCAGCUGCUUCAGAGUACGUCAAUAUGGAUAUGGGUCCUUCUCCUUCGCCCUCACCUCUAUCCCUCACCCCAAUAGUUUUCCCUGCUUUUCAUACUCCUCCGACACCACCUACUCUGGCUCUUGCCCCCCAAACACAUGAUGCAACAAAAGCUGUUCCUUGUGAGGAAGUGGCUGAAGCGACAGUUCCAAAAUGUAGAGAGAAGGUUCCAUCGGUGACCGAGUCGCCAACAUCGUGUGGGGACUACACUGUGAUGGCCUUUAGCUUGAGUAACAGCAACGACUUAAGGCCAGCUACAAGUGUCUCCCCCAAAGUUCCCUCCCCCACCAGGAAUGAUCCUCCUGCUACAUCACGAGGACUGGACUUUCCCUUGGCGAAACCAGGGCCAAACCCCGACCAUGGAGCCAAAGUUAUCCGUGCUGACCUCCAAGGACGUAGACGACACUGCUCAGAGACCUUUCUUCCGUCACCUUCCCUCCCCACCACUGCCUCGGCAUCUUCUUCUACCGCUUCGCUUUUCCCAGAGCAUGCCCAGACCGUUGCCCGCCGUCUGGGUUUUGAAGGUAUGAUUUGGGGCAAUGGUGCUGUAACUGAUAACCCAUCACAAUUCUGCCUCCCUGGACAGCAGGCUCUUACCCCGAAUUCUCAGACUCCCAUAACAGAACAGGGACUUAAUUACAUUGACUUGGAUCUCGCCAACAAGGAUUGUGCCCAUUCGGGACUAGAUGGACCCUCAGGUAGCCAAGCCCCUCCGCGUCUCUUUUCUGUGCUGAGUGGUGUUGGAGGAGUGGGUGCAGCGGUUGGCAGCAGCUCGAGUCUCAACACGUAUGCCAGCAUUGACUUCUACAAGUCAGAGGAGCUGCGGACACAUCAGAAUGGAAGUAAAGAGGGAACAGAGUGCUGAUGUCACUGCGGCGUCCUUGAAGAAACAACGCGGACCCAAAGCCUUGCCUGCUCCUUAAAGCGCGACUCAUCACGUGGCGAGGGCAGAUGGACUGUCCCAGAAGCAUUUAGAUGGAAGUGGAUGGAGUGUUUUCAUGUGACUAUGACCAUGCGUCUGAUCUUGUUGGUGGUGGAAACCAAUGAAGUGGUGCCAAAAUGACCUUUUUGAAAAGCUGCUUGCUGCUCUCGUUCCAGGAAUGGAAGCCAAUCAGAAGUGUAUAAAAUGACUCUUAUCAUGUAGAGUGCGAUGAAUAUUCAGUAUAUUGAACUCUAGUAUAAAUAACUGUAUACGUGUUUUAAGUGCCUCGUUUCAGAAUGUCGACAUCUGAUAAAGAACGUCGCUAAUGAAAGCAUUUAGUGGCAGCCUGGGGCGGUGGAUAGCGCGAGACGCCAUGUUCAUGAUGGUGGACUGAGGUUAAGGUAGAUUCCUGUACAUGCUGAACAGUAGUUGUGCAACAAAAAUCUCUCAUAGGUCCAUUCGUGAAAAUGUCAGUAGCAAGGUCCAGUCAGUGAUUCUCUCUCGAAACACAGGUAUGGGCUCGCCUCAUGUUUUUGAAUUAUAUAUGGUCAGAGUGACUGUCCUGCCAGGUACUCGAGCAUUUACCUCGACAUACAAGGGAUAAUACACAUUUCUAGUCCUCAGUCACGAAUCAAGUCAGUUUCAUGAAAGCAUUAGACUCUUGUCUUGUUUUUGUUGUUAAAGAAAAUACUCUGGAACAAGUACAAGAAAAUUUUUAUACGUCACGGUCAGACACUAGAAAACUUAGUUUUAAACGCUAAACAAAAAUAGAACCUGCAUUGACAAAUCAUUUGGAAAAUAGAUAGACGGAAAACCAUUUGCCUUUUUAAUGUGUAAACAGGUUUUUCUUUUGUAAACUUAAGACUUACUUCUAGAGGUCACUCAGUGAAGGACCGUAGCUGCUCAGGAUUCUUCAUUUUAAUGUUGGAGUCUUAACAGAAAUCGCUGACCACACGAUCGUACGUUAUUCAGUGAAACAUGAACUUGACGUUUGUGCUAGCACUGCUAAUGAGAUAGCAUUUUCUAGUAUUCUCUCUACUGUGAGAUUUUUUUAGGGUAGCUGCUGCUAGCAUUUGUUUACUAUUCUUCCCCUUCUGUCUCUUCUGUACUUGUGUACGACGUGGCCGUACAGUUUUUGAACAUAAAGGUACUUUAACCAGGGAUUUAAUGUGACCCACUAGUGAGUUAAACGAAGCUAGGUCAGACUAUUAGCUCUGUGCUAGAACGGACGUUUCUUUCCUGCCGAAAAUGGCUGAGCUCCACAGCAGCAAUACCCCCGUCAUAGAGCCGAGCAAUCCCAUUAGUGUUAUUAGCUUAGGACCAUCUUCUGUCUUAAUCCCCUUUAUCUCAGGACGCUAAACUACAUACGGUACACGCGGCGAUGACACGAAUAGAUGUAGCUAACGCUGGCUUCAGCAUUUACAGGGUUAAUCCUCUUGAGGCAGAAAGGUGCCGAACAUUUCAGAAGUGUUUAAACGCACCUCCUAUUCUUAUCAGACUUUUAUUUGAACUGUUGCUAUGCAGCAUUGAAGUGCCUGUCUGUUCCACUUCACCGUCUCUGUCUGGUCCAGUUUGUGAAUGGCUAUAAGAGAAGUGUCUGGAGGAGAUGUGGAUCACACAAACAGCCACGAUAGCCCUUCUGCCAAGUCACAUCUCCACAAGGUGGUCUGAACAAUGUGAGCCGAUUCAGCCCAAACCCCAGUGUUUGUUGGAAGUCUCACAGCUAAAUUUGAAACUAGGCUACAUAUUCCCACAGAUCCAUGUGACACUCAGAGUAGAGACCCUUGUUUCUACACUUCUGAAGCAGCCACUUGAUAUGGUUCCCUCGACUUUCUUUGGUUAUCUGUGAGGAGACCACACGAUUCAAUGACAGCUUUGGAACAACAGUGUACCUCAGACAGAGCGGACGUGGGCCUGGAAAGGGAAGUCACCGAUUAAACUGUUAGACCAAGAGGCAAACAAGUGACGGAUAAAUGGUGUGAUGAAGUUAAUGUUAACAUAACACGAGUCAAGUGGAGGAAAAGUUGCACGCGAGCAGUUUAUUUUAAGCAUUGGUGAAGACUAUGUCUGUCGCUUCACUCACAUCUCACAUGGUGCUUUUUGUUUUGACGCAGAUAUGCAGCAGGUUCAAAUCCCCCUCUUCUUCAAGCCACAUACAAACAGGUUUGUGUUUUAGCAGCUAGUGCGAUCAGGGCUACUUAUCGUGAAAUAUGUACUUGGAGUCUAUUUUUGUCUUAUCUGACUGUACAGUUCUUUGAAAAUGUUUAUCUGUGUCCAUGGUGAAAAUAAUGUAUUGACUGCCGCGGCCGGGAAGGAAAGAUAUCCUGCUUACCGAGGACCGAUGGGAUGGGGUCGCCUGUGCCAAAAUAUAGGACUGAAGAAACACUGUUGUUUCUGCCAGCGGGAUCGGAUGUAUUUUUCCCCAUUAAAGUUGGACCCACACACCCUCCUCUGGCGGGGGCCGGUGACAUGUCUCAGCCAGCGGACUGAUUUCUGUUUAUCGACGCAUGAAAAGAAAGAGAGCCGUCUUCAAACAUCUGCACAGCUUCAAAUUGUACUUGUGUGUUUGUCUGCAUGUGCUGUGAGGUCAUGUACUUCCUGAUCGUGAUCACAUGGCGACAUGUAUGAAUGCAAUGGGAACGGCACAAACUCACCUGGACCUGGUCAAAUGUGGGUGUGAGAGGCCGAAUUAUUUCUGUCAUGCUUUCUUUCUUAAUUCCUAGUUCUCAAGUGUUCAUCAAAGGAGCAGAACGACGUCGCUGCUGUUCGAAAAUUGGGUUUUUGUCUCUUUCUUGUGUUCCCUGAAGGGAAUAUUUGUGAGCUUUGCCAUUGUAUGAUGUAGACAGUUUUCUGUUGCCUGAAAGAAAAAAAUGGACUAAAAAGAAAGUUUUUUGCUUCUUCUUCUUUUGAAUAUGUGAAGGCUUUUGAUUCUUGUGAGUCAGCAAAGGAUCUUGUCUACAAACUUGUCAUGAUGCAAUUUCCAUAUGAGGAAGUAGGAUUUUAAACACUGCGCUAAUAGGCUUGACAAAAAUUGUCUAAUGCAGGAACAUGUGUGUGUGGAACACCGCAGACACUAGAGUCCUUGUUCCUUUCAUUUGCUCACACACAAAAACACACAUCUGUUGUGGCCACACAUAAAUAGCACAACGUUUAUGUGCGGAAAUGAGUCGUUUGUGACCAAAAUUGUUCCAGAUAAAAUCGCAUGACAAAUGCAGUUUGUUUGUCUUGUGUAGGUAUUCUUGAACCUUCUUUGUGAAAAUAAACUGCAGUUCCAAGUGCACCAAAUUAUGAAACAUUAAUCUAACACACAUUUAGCGCUAAUGGAAGCAAAACAAAAUGAUUUCCAUGGAGCAAAUUGCGGGAAAAUGCUUAUGUGAAUUUUAAAAUUACAGGAUUUAUUUAGAAUAUAUCUGACUUUUUAUAAAACAUGAGCUUACAGCUUUUAACUAGAUGGCGUUCUGAUAGACCCACGGUGAAGCAAACACAUCUUUUAUUCAUCUGAUGAUAUUGAAUACAGAGGUGUUGACAUCACUUAGGAAUAGCUGUCUGAACAUGACUGCAUUUGUCUCUUCUGAAUCACACACAAAUGCUCUACGCCACGAAAACACAGAGCGACGG
Messenger RNA from Synchiropus splendidus (mandarinfish), 7881 nucleotides. RefSeq names its product insulin receptor substrate 1-B. The transcript is spliced from 4 exons. Lineage: Eukaryota; Metazoa; Chordata; Actinopteri; Syngnathiformes; Callionymidae. Gene Ontology annotation, cellular component: cytosol; plasma membrane. The record is from RefSeq and is a predicted model, not a curated record. Gene Ontology annotation, molecular function: phosphatidylinositol 3-kinase binding; insulin receptor binding. Gene Ontology annotation, biological process: insulin receptor signaling pathway. Bases 430 to 4206 code for a protein of 1258 amino acids.